Messenger RNA from Rhopilema esculentum, 1887 nucleotides. RefSeq lists its product as uncharacterized. NCBI's taxonomy places the organism in Eukaryota, Metazoa, Cnidaria, Scyphozoa, Rhizostomeae, Rhizostomatidae. The record is from RefSeq and is a predicted model, not a curated record.
AUGGCGAACGCAGGUAGAAGAAAGCAGAAAAACGUAUUCGUGGAGGUGAAAGGCGAGUUGUCUAAAAUCAGGUUGGAGAUGAAUUCGAUGGGAGAAAAGUUGAGCUCGGUUGAGAAGGACAAAGAAAACCUUCGCUGCAUCAACCACGCUUUAAUUGAAAAGAUCAGGAAAGAAACAGAGAAGGACUAUCCAUUCAAGUUGUUUCUACUAACAAGAGAGCUGGAGAAUGAGCGAGAGAAAUCCAUGCUUGCAAUGCAGAGGUUGUGUGCGAAACAGAUCUUUGCGGUAUUUCUUCAAGAGAACUUUGGCACCUUGGCCGACAAAGACAGUUGUCAAACUCCUUUGACUAUGCAGAAUAUGAUGAAUAUUCUCAAGGUGAUCAAGAAACAAUGGGGAGAGGAGAAAGCCCUUCUAAAAACGGAAAAUGAAGAUUUAACACAAAGUCAACAUCUUCUCAAAGAAGAAAUGGAAAACUUGCAAAAUGAGAAUAGAGAAUUAAGAGAAGAAAAGAUGGCAGAAAAUCUAAGCAGUCAAGUGAUAAUUGACUCUUUAGAGGAACUCAUCAGAGAGCAAGAUGAAGAGAACCAGAAUCAGCAGCAGAUAUUGCAGAGUGAGCUCAGAGAUUCCAAAGAACACGCAGAAGCCCAACAAAAACAUAUUUCUGAGCUUGAGCAGCAAGCAUUGUUUGCCAAAGAACGGUUGUCGGAUUGCGAGGGAACAAUUAAGACACUGGAGGAAACCAAGUUUCUGCUUAUAAUCGAUGUCAAAACAAUCGAAGGAGAGCUACUGGCUUUGGAAGAUGACGCAAGGGAAACUUCAUUUGUACUUGAGGAGUUGUCCAAGGAAGUGAGAGACUGGAAAUCGAGAACUGAAGAAAGUGAAGUCAGAUGCUCCUUGUUGGCAGAGAAGCUUUGGGCAUCGGAACAACGAGAAGCCAUUGUUGAUGAAAAGUUGUCGGUUAGUGAAGAACAAGUGAAAAAGUUAGAAGAAGACAACCAAUCGAAAGAAAAAGUAAGCAAAGAUAUGGAACUGAAGCUCAAGUUGUUGGAACGCAGUCUUGUUGAUGCCGAAGAAAGUUUUGAAGCGACUUCCAUAAAGUUGCUGGAAAUGACUUUGAAUAUGAAGAACUGGAAGUCAAGAGCACAAGAAUUUAAGACAAAAGCUUCUGUUCUAGAAGAAAACAAUAAAAACUUGGAAAGUGAGAAAGAUAGGCUGCUGAAGACCUCGAUCGAUGAAUACAGCAAGCAUUUGCAGCUUAGUCUAGCAAUGAACUCAAAUAUUGCAUCUUUGCAAAAUCAGAAUAAAGAAUGCAAAGAGAAGAUCGAUGCUCUUGCUAAAGAAAAUCAGAUGCUGUCAGAAGAGAAAAAGUCAAAGUUGCUCGUGGAAAAAGAACUUCGGGCUGUGCAAGACCGAAACAGCGAUCUUAAUGAAGUGAUCAGUGAUCUGAAACAAAUACUUAGAGCGAAGAGCAGGCCUUGGUGGAGAAAAAUUGCCUCUUGUAGUUGAAGAAAGAAAUUUUAGACUUAAUAAGACAGUUGCAUAUUAAAAGAAUUAGCUUAUAUAUGUACUUUUAAAUUUGUUUUGAAUAAUAUCAUUUGUUUUAUGAAAAGAUGUGUUUUUAAUAAAUAUCUUCCUUCUAGUGAAAAAAUUAGAACAAGGCUGGUGACUGUUUAGAAAAAGGGCCUGAAUUUUUAUGUAUUUUACGUUAUAUGAUAAUCCCAGCUUUAGUGCCAGGCUGAUACCCUUAACUUAAACAUGAACCAAUAUAGGACGUUCAUCUUUAGAAACAGUCGAUUGUUUUCAAAAAUAGACCAUUUUCACUGUUCCUACUAAUGGAUAUUUUUCAACUCUUUACCUUUUCUUUGUAGACUGUAAAUAAUACCAGAG